Molecule: messenger RNA, 2168 nt
Organism: Sturnus vulgaris (Common starling)
Lineage: Eukaryota; Metazoa; Chordata; Aves; Passeriformes; Sturnidae
Gene: MACO1
Product: macoilin 1
Biological process (GO): neuronal signal transduction
Cellular component (GO): rough endoplasmic reticulum membrane
Source: RefSeq, a predicted model, not a curated record
CGGAUGGUGCUGCCGUGAGCGGGGCGGGCCGGGCCGGGCCGGGCCGGCGGGAUGAAGCGGCGGAGCGCGGACUGCAGCAAACUGCGGCGGCCGCUCAAGCGGAACCGCAUCACCGAGGGCAUCUACGGCAGCACGUUCCUGUACCUGAAGUUCCUGGUGGUGUGGGCCCUGGUGCUGCUGGCAGAUUUUGUGCUGGAGUUCAGGUUUGAGUACCUGUGGCCGUUCUGGCUUUUCAUCAGGAGCGUCUACGACUCCUUCCGCUACCAGGGCCUGGCCUUCUCAGUAUUUUUUGUGUGUGUAGCAUUCACCUCCAACAUCAUCUGUCUGCUCUUCAUCCCAAUCCAGUGGCUGUUCUUUGCUGCCAGCACCUAUGUGUGGGUACAGUAUGUGUGGCACACAGAAAGAGGGGUGUGCUUACCAACAGUAUCACUGUGGAUACUCUUUGUUUAUAUUGAAGCAGCCAUUAGAUUUAAAGAUUUAAAAAACUUCCACGUGGACCUUUGUCGUCCAUUUGCAGCACACUGCAUUGGCUACCCCGUUGUGACUUUGGGCUUUGGCUUUAAAAGUUACGUCAGCUACAAGAUGCGUUUGAGGAAGCAGAAGGAGGUGCAGAAGGAGAACGAGUUCUACAUGCAGCUCCUGCAGCAGGCCCUGCCCCCAGAGCAGCAGAUGCUGCAAAGGCAAGAGAGGGAGGCAGAGGAAGCAGCCAAAGGAUUAUCUGAUAUGGAUUCCUCAAUACUCCUGCAGCACAAUGGAGGCAUUCCAGCCAAUAAAAAAAUCUCUGCAACGUUGCCAGAGCUGGAAUAUCGAGAAAAAGGGAAAGAAAAGGACAAGGAUGCAAAGAAACACAACCUUGGAAUAAACAACAACAUUUUGCAACCUGUAGACUCUAAAAUACAAGAAAUUGAAUAUAUGGAAAACCAUAUCAAUAGUAAAAGAUUAAAUAAUGAUCUUGUAGGAAGUACAGAAAACCUCUUAAAAGAGGACUCAUGCACUGCCUCGUCCAAAAAUUACAAAAAUGUCAGCGGGGUUGUGAACUCCUCACCCCGCAGCCACAGUGCAACCAACGGGAGCAUCCCCUCCUCAUCCUCCAAAAAUGAGAAAAAACAGAAAUGUGCCAGCAAGAGCCCCAGCACACAUAAGGACUUAAUGGAAAAUUGUAUUCCUAAUAACCAGCUAAGCAAACCAGAUGCACUGCUCAGGUUGGAACAGGACAUCAAGAAGCUAAAGGCCGACCUGCAGGCCAGCAGGCAGGUGGAGCAGGAGCUGCGCAGCCAGGUGAGCUCGCUGAGCUCGGCCGAGCGCGGCACCCGCGCCGAGAUGGGGCAGCUGCGCCAGGAGAACGAACUGCUGCAGAGCAAGUUGCACAACACUGUACAGAUGAAACAAAAGGACAAACAAACCAUCAGCCAGCUGGAGAAGAAGCUCAAGGCAGAGCAGGAGGCACGGACCUUUGUAGAGAAACAAUUAAUGGAGGAGAAGAAGAGGAAGAAGUUGGAAGAAGCAACUGCAGCAAGAGCUGUGGCCUUUGCUGCUGCAACGAGGGGGGAGUGCACCGAGACCCUGCGCGGCCGCAUCCGCGAGCUCGAGACCGAGUGCAAGAAACUGAGCCUGGACAUCAAAGUGAAGGAGGAGCAGAUCCGGGAGCUGGACAUGAAAGUUCAGGAGCUGAGGAAGUACAAGGAGAACGAGAAGGACACGGAGGUGUUGAUGUCUGCACUGUCAGCCAUGCAGGACAAGACCCAGCACCUGGAGAACAGCCUGAGUGCAGAGACCAGGAUCAAGCUGGACCUGUUCUCUGCCCUGGGAGAUGCCAAGAGGCAGCUGGAGAUUGCCCAAGGGCAGAUCCUGCAGAAGGAUCAGGAGAUCAAGGAGCUGAAGCAGAAGAUUGCAGAGGUGAUGGCAGUGAUGCCCAGCAUCAGCUACACGGCAGCCACCAGCACCCUGAGCCCCGUGUCCCCACAUUAUUCCUCCAAAUUCGUGGAGCCCAACCCCUCUGGACUCGACCCCAACGCCUCUGUCUACCAACCCCUGAAAAAAUGAAACCAAUGCCAAGGUUCUCUGGGCCCCCAGGGCUCUCUUGCAGUCAAGAUGAAAAAUUAUUUCGUGUGGGAACUGUGUUUGUUGUCAUUUCCAGCAGGAGAAAAGAGCAUUGAACUAGAACUGCC